Molecule: messenger RNA, 19524 nt
Organism: Porites lobata
Lineage: Eukaryota; Metazoa; Cnidaria; Anthozoa; Scleractinia; Poritidae
Source: the annotation of a GenBank genome assembly
AAUCGAAAUAGUCGAAGUCACACAUAACACAUACGUCUGGAGCACAGGAGUAUUCUCUCGAUGCCGCGAUUACAGCCUUUGAACAGGUUAACUAACAUGCCGUCAGAAAAUUCUCCGCUUCUUGAUAAUGAAGUUGUAAGUUUUAGCUCCGAUCAUUUUGUCAUACCCUUCCUUUUCGCGACGCUCUUUGUAAUUCUUCUACAAAAACGUAUACACUAUUACAGACUGACUAUUAGCUUACUUUGUUUUUGGUCGUAGCCUGGAGUUCAACACCAAGUAACCCGUAGAAGACGUUUGUCAGAAGCUGCUGACAAUUCACGAUCAGUAUCAAGCGAGGUGAGUAGGACAAAUCAAAUAGGUUGUCUUAUAGUCUUCAACAUUCGAAACAAGAUUAACAGCUUCCUAGGUACUUAACCCAAGCUCAGAUUUUAUUUCUCUCUCUUUUUUGUAGAAUGGCUCUCUAUGUAAUUCAGUGUCAGAACCAGGAAGUCUUCAAAAGAUCUCAUCGAAAUAUGAGGUACCGCAAAUAAUAUAUUUCCAAACCAUAGGUUCAAUGCUGUUGUUGAAGACACACAGUUUUAGCUAUUAAUAACAUCACGCGGUGUCACAUGCUUUGAAUUUUACACUAGUGCAUAGCCUAAAGAAUAUAAUCAUUAAAGUAUGCUGAUGCCAAUGAUCAAGAUGUUAAAUUCCUGACAUUAUAACUUGGUUAUGAAUGACAUCAAUCAGUAUUGAUGGGUUAUCAUUGAGUAAUCAUGAUUAUGCACUUAUCAGCAGCCAUCCAGGGGAUCGACCCCAGGGAACUUCCGGGCAGUUUUGACUGAUGGUCCCAAAGUGAGCAUGUGUACCAAACAAAAUGUUUUCAGCUUUGUGCAGACUUCUAUAAGACAUGCACUCUUGUAGUCCUGAAAAAAUGAAAUUUUAGGCUUAGGUGUGGCUCUGUAAAAUUUAAGCCGGCCCUUCUCCUUCCUGCCCCCAACCUCUCCCACCCCCUCACCUAGGAAACUGCAAAUGCCCAAGACAGCCAUGGAGUCAUGCACAGCUACUGUUAAAAAUUGUAUUACAAAUUAGGGAUGUCCCCAGCCGUUUUGAAAGAGGGAUUCCAACUUGCUUAAAGCUAGUCACUCAAGGAAGUUUAAUUAUACGGCAUUAAGGAGGCAUGCCCAUGUCAUCUGCUGUAGAUGACCAACUUCUUGACAUUUUUUCCUUAUAUCUCAACCUUAUAAGAUGAAAACGUAGUAAUAGUCAAUGAAAACCUUACCCUGGUUCUUGAACUUGUGCAAGAAUUUUAUUCCGGUACGAAAUCUCACAACAGCAUCAUGUAACUAAUUAAAGGAGCGAUUACUCAUUUUGGUAUAAAAUUGGCCUGCCAGUGGACAGGAAUGGGUAGCAAAUGUGGUAACUUUCCUCAAUCCAAGAUUUACUCUUCCAGUUUGGUUUCUGAAUGAACUUGAUUCUCUGUUUUCUUUUAAAAAAAACCAAUGUGAUAAGAAUGGCCACAAUGUUAAUGGCCAAUUCUAUAAGAAUUCUUUUGGAUCUGAAUUGCCUCUUUUGUGUACCUUACAACAGAGUUUAGAUUAUGAUACUUCAGAAAAUACUCUUUACUUCAAGGAACAGAAGUCUUAUUCAGCAGAGGUAAGAAAUGAUUCUGCAGUAUAGUUGAGAAUAAUAGUCUGAAUUAUUUUGUCCCAGAAAGUAUCCAUACCCCCUUUUUUGAGGGUUUGCUGGAAGUUCCAGUGAAGUUACAUACUUUUCCUGAAAGUUUUGACCUCAAAUCCCCCCUCCUCCUCCCUGUUAUCCCUGGAAAAUCCAUUGACAGGGUUCAUAUGGGACGUAGAAAACUUGGAAAGUCAUGAAGUUUAAUAAUUUCAUUUUUAGGCCUCAGAAAGUCAUGGUGGAAAAUAGCUCUAAUUUGCCAUCUUCUUCCUGACACUUCCUUGUCAGGCUACCUACAGACCUGGGGGGUGGGGGUACUUCCUCAUAAGAGUAGAGGCUAAUGGGUAUGUGCUGCUGGAUAGGGUCGCAUUUUCACGACUGGAGUGACUAUAAUGGGGUUGCAUUUUCAAUGGAGUUACUAGAAUGCGGUUGCACAUUUUCGGAUUUUUGGGGGUAAGACAGUUCUUCAUAUUUAUGGUUAGUAAAUGUACCAGAGUGUUUGUACUGCAGAUGAAAAGUAACGUGUUCUUCAUUCAAUCUAAAAAUGGGUCAAUUCAUAAAAAUAGAAAGUGACUAAGCUGGGAUCGCGAAAAUUACACAUAACCAUUUGCCCAAAAGUGACUACAGAAAAAGUUUGGUUUAGUGGCCUCUCCAAUAGCACUGUGUCCUUUCGGUUGUUGUUUUUUUUUUUUUUUACACAGGAACGACUGAAAAUCAACAUCAAUAGAUGGGUGGUCAUGUUUAUCAUAGGAUUCAUAACUGGACUUAUUGCAUUUUCAAUUGACUGUUUAAUAAUAAUCAUAGCUGACCAAAAGUAUAGUCUUAUAAAGGAAUGUAUCCUUUUUAUACUAAUUUUGCCUCCGGUAGUGUUGCAUCAACAAAAUUUAACUAUAAAUAUGGAGUUAACGAAUGGAACUUGAUCCCUAGAAAGAAAGGUGAAAAACCCAUUGUACUGAAAAUAAUAAUGAUUAUUAUUAGUUCAUUAACAGGCAACUACAGUGUUGCACAGGGAGUCCGUUUAUUGAUACACAAAGACAAACAGUUGUUAAAGUUCAUGUUAACAGUUGAGUUAAGCUCCAGGGCAGGGAUAUUUUUUAUUUGGCCAGAUGCUAAGUUUCCUGUCGCUGUCAUCUUUGAUUUGGGUAACAGAGAAAGAUUAGGGAGAGUGAAAGUAGAGACUGACCCCUUUGAUUAGCUCCAACUCAUUUAUUUAUUUAUUUAUUUUUGGAAUUCAUUGUGGUAGUUACUUCAGCAAGUUAUUUAUUAAAGUAGCUGCAUGUUCAAAAAAAAAUGUCUGCAUUAUAGGCUACAGUUGAGGUGGAUAAAUCUAAAUUAAUUUUAAUUCUGAAAAAGUACAAAAAAAUAAUCAUUAUUUCAUAAUAACAAAGUAAUGAAAUAAUGUAUUUGUUGAUUGACUAACAAUAAUAAUUAAUGAAAGAUUUAUCCCAUUGUUUUUCAAAUAUGUAAAGAUCAAUAUUAGGAACUUAACUGCAACCUUGAAGAUAUUGACUGGUGUACCAGCGGUGACUGUAUGACUGCUCCUUUCUCAUUAUGGGUUGCGCUUGAUGUGCUCUUUGUCCUUAUUGCAACUGUGUUGGUUGUUUAUGGAGAGGUACAGCUGCUUUAAAAAUAGAAUAUUCCAAAAAAAUCCUAAUGCCCAUUGUGGAUGGAAUGCUGGAAAUUCAUGUUGAAGGGGAGGAGGCAUUAAAACAUCUAGAAACCCUUGCCAAAUAUCAAAAUAUCUAGCCAUCUUACUUUGUCAAGAGGUGUGGAUUUUUUCUGGAAUAACCCAGUUGAAUGGUGUACUGGUAAAUAUACUCGUGAGUCUAGCAGGAUUGAGCCUCAAACAUUCAAUCAACUUUAUAAUAUCAGUUUUUAUUGGCCAAGGCUGGAAAAAAACUAGCCUCUACUAAUUGGUGAUACCUAUAAUAAUACCUACAGUAAAACUACCAUUAAUAAUAAACAAUUAUUAGACUUCUCUGUAUGACAUUGUUUUUUCUUAUUCUCACUUUGAUGACUAUUUAAACACCAAAUUCAAUAAAGUGAAGCCUGACAACCAGUUUCAUUAGCUCUUUAAGUUAUUUUAGUGACCUUUUGUUAUAUCUCCUGUAGUCUUACUGUUCCUCCAAUAAUUAUGUGUUUUUAUUUUGAUAUGAUUUAUUUUUUCAGCCUGUUGCAAUCGGGAGUGGUAUUCCUCAAAUCAAGUGUUAUCUCAAUGGAGUACUCGUUCCUCAUGUGGUACGACUUAAGGUAUGUAGAUUAGAAAGAUGCAAUAAUUACAUAAUUAGUACCUAACAGAGGGAGCAAUCUUAUAGCUUCUUUUGUAAGGUAUAUAUGUACAUACAUUGUAAAUUCAAAGCUUUGUGUAAUUUUUUACAGUGAAUCUUUUAACAGGGAGGGUAUUGUGGUGGUGCUCUCUUUAUUUUAACUUUGUUUUAGCAGAAUACUCAUACCCUCUCCUCAAGAAGAACUCCCAUAUAAAAGUGACAGGGAUGCUUGUCAUCUUGCUUGGGGGUGUAAUUAUUAGUAAUCACUAAAAAAGCUGUAACACCUACCACACAAAAAUCUGAUGAGGCAUUCUAUGUUAACAUCUUUAGUGCAAUAAAAACUUCUCUAACUGAUUUAGUAUGGUCCUCAUUUAGGGGUCAGUUUAAGCUUGUGCCUCACCCAAAUUCAUCUCCCUUAGGGGUUUAAUAAUUAUUUUAAUUUUCAGACAAGCAUUCCCAUCAGUUAUAUGGGAGUACCCCCUCCGGUACCCUCUUAUUGAAAUCAUUGCUAACCGAAGUAUCAUCAUGUUCUUCAUUAGACCCUAUUCUGCAAAGUGGUAGGUGUAAUAUUCUCAGUGGCGGGUGGCUUGGCUUGUGGCAAGGAAGGUCCAAUGAUUCAUGCUGGUGCAGUAGUUGCUGCAGGUGUGUCCCAAGGAAGGUCUACAACGUUCAACAAAGACUUGCACUUGUUUCAUUAUUUUCGUGAGGACCACGAAAAAAGAGAUUUUGUUUCUGGAGGCGCAGCAGCUGGAGUGUCAGCAGCGUUUGGAGCUCCUGUUGGUAAGACUUUUCCCCGGGGGAGGGACUCCGUAUAUGAAAUGGGUGGGGAUGCUCGUCGUCUUGCUUAGGGGUAUAAAUUUCUGAUUUUGGUCUCACUUAGGGUGUUCUAGGGGCCAUCAUAUUUAGCCAUGAAGGUCUCGUUUAGGGUUGCACACGACAAAAACAUAAAAAUAUAUAUUUGAUAUGUAUAUUUUUAUUGCCUUUUAUUUAUUCCAUUCAUACUCAUUUGUCUGUGUUUUAACAUGGUCUCUUUUAGGGGUCAAAAAAAGCUUGGGCCAGGCCCAGAUCGGUCUCCUUUAGGGGUUUAAUUCAAAAUUUCCGACGAUCUUCCCCACCCCUUUCAUAUGCGGAGUCCCCUCCCCCCCGGGCCUUUUCAUCAUUUUAGUCAUUUCUCCUCUCCACUGGGUGUGUCGUUUAUCCAAGGGUGGCAUUUAUUCAUAGUAAUUUUGCUUCCAUCUGCGGCAUUUAUUAGAGGGCAGUGUUUAAUCUUGUAGAUACGGUACUCUCAAGACCUUUAUAUAGUUAAAUUUCUUUCAAUGUGGACGCUAACAGGACGUUUGAAAGUGUCCGUAUUAUUGAUCUGGGUGUCCUUAUAAAACAGGCUGUCAUGGUAUACAUCUUCACAGACACCUGUUUUAUCGACACAAAGGCUAAAGCAUACACUUUUUUCAGGAACAAACUGAAGAAACCUUGGCUCAUUCAAACAAUUUUGCACUAAAAGUUUAAGUUUGCUCAUUGCUUCAAAAGCUAAUGAUUUUGAAUAAUUCAUGACUUUGCUGUCAUUUUCAAUUUGCAACACAGCUAGAUGCAUAUGAACUGUGUUUUAACCAAACCUUAAAAAUACUGCGCAGAUCAGCAGUGUGUUUAAAGUGCCAUUUAAUUAAUUUGUGGGAAAGCGCUUCGUAGCACUUUCAUAAAAAUUUACUGUUUUUGCACUUCUUGCAGAUAAAAAGGGCAUGAAGCUUCUCAUUCUAAUCUUGUGUAGAUUAAUAUAACGAACAGCUAGUAAACGACAAGUAAAAGGAAAACUUGGUCAUGUGGUGUACAAACUGCCGUUUGCCGGUAACUUGAUUUUAAAUCUCUAACGACUUUAUCAAUAUUUUUUGGGGCUCUAAAAUGCUUCCCUUUCUUUUUAGGUGGAGUUCUUUUCAGUUUGGAAGAAGGAGCAAGCUUCUGGAAUCAAAGCCUAACGUGGCGAAUGUUCUUUGCUUCGAUGGUAUCAACGUUUACUCUUAAUGUUCUUUUAUCAAUUUACCAUGGUUCUCCAAUGGAUUUGUCAAAUCCUGGACUGAUCAAUUUUGGCUCCUUUGAGGUCAGUAUACUCAUACUGCUUCUAAUGGGAUUGCACUUACAAUGCUUAGAGAUAUAUUAUAAAAGAUGUAGAAAGAACACUACAGCAUGUAUUGAAAGGUCCAUCGUUGCAGGUCUUUGAGGGUUGCACUUGGAACAAAAAUGUUCCUAGAUUAGAAAUGAUUAUGUUUUUCUAAAUUAAAGAUACAGUGGUAUCCUUAAUUUAGAAAAACAUAGACUUUCAACAUGCUCUUUAAGUUUUUGCCAAGAUUUUAGCGUGUAUUUUACCUAUACAAAAUUUACUGUGAGACCGAGAUCCGAAGCAGCACUGCAUCCAGUUAAAAAAAUCAGCUUUUUUAUGCAGACUUAAGCGAAACUUGCAGCCAUUUGAAUGAAAAAGAGCUAAAGGGCAGGUUUUUUGCGCCCAACAAGCUCGAAAAUCCCACUAGGAAAGGAGAAAAAGAGAGAGCAAGGGGGAAGAAAGGAAGAGAAGAAAAAAAGGAAUGGGUGCACUCUUAGCCCAGUUUAUUUUUUCAGUAUCGGCAACUUUGGAGGUAGUUUCUGCUGACGUUUUCAAAAAUCCGACUUGAUGACUAUAAAAUGUUGAAAACAAAUCAAGUUUUUGAUUUUGGAUAGAGUAACUGUAGCCCCAUUUACAAGGGUCCGGACAAAUUUUUGAACGGACAAAAACUUGCACAGAUCCGCCUUUCGUUCACACGGUACCCGCAGAGCCGUGCACGUUUUUGAAAGGCAAACAGAACUGCAAUAUGUGACAAAAUUUGCACGGUCCGUUUAAACAGGUUGCACAGGUAAAAAACUCGUCCGUUCAAAAAUUUGUGCAGACCCGUGCAAACGGGUUCUGUGAGUGACUGGUUCGUUUUCUGUUUGAUCCUCAGGGACAGACCUAUUUCAGUUAUGAAUUCCCUUUAUUCUGUGUUAUGGCAAUUCUGGGUGAGUACGAUAAGUAUGAAUGCGGGUCAAAUUUUAAGCCCCAUUAUCCACACAUUUAAAUUCUCAAGACUGGUCUCCAUACAUUUUGUUGAAGAAUAAGUUGAGAGAAUUUGAUACGUGAUCAAAGCAUUUUCCCUGCGGUGAUCGUUUUAUUAACUCUCCCAACCUCUUCUCUUGAUGAUGAAUUUCUGUUGGUAAGAAAAAAUUGAUGUUGGUCGCUGUUGGGACUUGAGGGUUAAACCUUUUAUUGCUAAAAACCGGUUCAAAUAUUAAGCAUUGCUAAGACGACCCAAUUUCAUUUUCCAAAAUACUGAAAACAAGUUUCUCUUUAAAACUUCUUACCCUGACUGUGGUUUUCAAAGGGUUAACUUGUUUAUCCAACAUGUUCUAUUAAAAUAUAUAAUAUAAGUUUUGAUUGCUGUUGUUGUUGUUUUUUAGGUGGUUUAUUUGGGGCUCUUUUCAACGCCAUCAAUCACCAUUUAUCCAUUUUCAGGAUGAAGUAAGCAUGUUUAAUUUGAUGAAACAAGCUACUAAAAUGAUUACGACCUUUCAUUUGGAAAAUCUCGGCCACGCCGGUUUUAGCUAAUGUAGAUUUGCAGAUACAAAAUUUCCAUCUAGAAAUUCUCUGUAAGUAUCAAACGACCAUUCCCUUAAAGGGGCUGUGACGUCACGGCUGUCAAGUUCAUCUGGUUAAUAAUGCCAAUUUCCGGGGGGGGCGGUUACUUGAAUUAAUUUUUGCUGGUCAUGUGCCGCUGGCUUUUCAGAACCCCUACCCCAUUAUAGUCUAUUCUGUGGCCAAAUAUAGACCCCAUCUUAGUCACUUUUGGGAAAAUGUAAUUUUCGCGAUCCCAACGUAGUCGCUUUCUGUUCAUGCAUCUGUCUUAUAAAUCCUUUUAACUAGGUCAUUCUGAAAUAAAUUGACACAUUGGUUAAACUUAAUGAAAUAAAAAUCUUCCCAUUUUUAAAUCCCUACCUACCUCCAUUUUCUGAUGCCCCAAAUCCCGAAAAUGGGCGAUCCCAUUCUGGUAACUCUAAUGAAAUUGCAACCCAUUAUAGUCAAUCCAGUCGUGAAAAUGCGACCCCAUCCAACGUCAAAUCCCCAUUAGCCUGUUACUUGGAAGUAUUCCCCCCCUUGGGGGGCCAAUUCGCGUCCUUAUUCGCUAUAUAUAUAUGCAGGGCUCAAAAUAACGGCCGGUCAACGGACAAUGUCCGGUCUGAUCGUGGGCUUGACCGGUCAAACUCUCGUCUGGCCUGUCAUUUUGACCGGUCAUUUUUGGAUGCUUGUCGCUUAAUGCGUUUUGCUCUAUAACGCUGUAAUUCGCUGCUUUCUUUGUCUUUUUUUGCUGCUUUGCACUAAACCCUUUAAAGAAAAACGUUCUGCUUUGCUGUGAUCAGUAAUGUGACCUUCUUUGGGAAAACAUACGCUAACAAUAAUCCGUUAUUUUUUAGAAAACUAAAGGAUGAGUGAGAGUUUUUGUCCAUCAAACGUUUCACAUCUACUUGUAAGAGGAUUGUGAAAAUCACCUUCGACAGAAUUCGGACCAAUCGAUCGCUCGUCCUGUACUGUUUCUCUGGGAAUAAAUUUCAGCGCAUCAAUUAAUAAUAUUAUAAUAAUUUCUUUAUGUCGAACAUGAUCUCGUUUGCAGACUCGAUUCCAGAAUUGUCUGAUAAAAACUAAGCUAAUCGAGAACGAACGUCGCCUAUCUCGGCGCUUAAAAUCCUCCUUCUUGAUAAGCCGUUCGCGAUUAAGUGUUGCGCGACGACCCAAACGAAAGCUCUGCUGUAUAUUUAUUGACUUCUGAUGACGAAUACGCUGUUUGUGGAACAAAUUUCUUGCCAAAUCAACUUCUUUGCCGGAAAUAUUUAGCGACGAAAUUCUUCUUUGUAGAGGAGACUUUCGAUCACGUGCCGGGCAACGAAAAGGAUCAAGUUUCACCGAUAUGCAGAUAUAGGACGAACCUUGGAGACUUCCGACACCGCCGUACGAUGAUACUGAAGGUAUAUAUAAACGGACAUAAAACGGGCGAAAAUCGCGGAAAGGAACUCAACAACGUGUGAAUGAAUUUUUCAUCAACUUGCCGGCAAAAACCUGAACGACAAUGCCGUAAAGCGAUCUACUGCCGGCGUAAUUCGAUAUUCCAUGGGCAAAAAAAUAAUUAUAAUAUUCAUUAAUUUGACCGGCCAAAAUCGGGGUUUGUCCGGGCUAAAAAAUAUUUGGCCGGUCAUCAUGACCGGCGACCUGCUGUCCGUUAUUUUGAGCCUUGAUAUGGAACUUGAAAAAAUAUUAGUGAAUGACAAAAUCACCGUUUUUUGUCAAACAAAUAUUAUAUCUCCCAAGCAUUGUAUCAACCGUUAGAAACAACAAAAAUGAACUUUGAAAAACUGUUGGCUAACAGGUUUUCAAAAACCAUAGAUUGCAAUGUGUUUCAAUCUUCUUCAGGUUUGUCCAUCCCUGCCUCCUUUUUUAUUUACUGUGUUAUUUUUACCUUCUUUUAAUUUUUGCGCGGUGAUUUUUAUGUUUCGCUAAAUUUGGUGUCAGUUCCCGCUGUUUCAAUUUUGAUAAAUUUCGUGAUACAGCAGCUCCGUUAAAGUCCUUUUGCUUUCUCUCAUGCAGGUUUGUGACGACAAACUGGGUUCGUGUCAUUGAAGCUCUGAUAGUUUCGACUUUGAGUGCUACUUCUGCGUUCGUGUUAAUCUACUUCUACCAUGACUGCAAACCCAUAGGAGCCGCAAACAUAACCAGACCACUGCAGGUACUGCUAUUAAUAGCAGAGCUCCACGCGCGUACGAGCAGAGCCCCAUAGCUAAGAAAAUGUGGUUAUUAUUCCAUUUCCAUCCGAUGUAUUUUGGUAGUCACGUGACCGUACGUACUUUCACCCUUCCUUCCGCACCAGAGGGCAACCAAUGUGAAAGCUCACACUUUCUAGCUACUGUCAGAGCCUGAAACCUGAUAUUGCACAUCCAUGUUGUAGUCAAUUGACAGCUGUCAAAACAGGGUGUCCGCUGACCAGUAUCACAUAAUUAUAUCGCGGGCUCGGGUGUCGACCCAUCGAUGGUACAUGUUUUUUUGAAAUUAUCCACUGAUAAGUUACUAGUUUUCAAAUGAUCGCAGGCUCAACUCCAAACAGAUUUCUUUGCAAUGGUUACAAGUUAUUGGUUGAAGUAAAUAAUUAUUAUUAUAAAUUUAUCAACGAGAGCUUCGCCUUUAGCCUUGCCUAAUCAAUAUACCUUAUUACAUGAAAUUUUGGCGACACGUUAAUUUAGCGAUUUUGAAAAACCCUUGUUUAGCACCAUUUUAAUUUUUCGUAAAUUUUGGAAUGUAAGUCACUUAAUUUUCGCGAUUUUACGAACUGAAACUUUAGCGAAUGUGAUAAAAAUAAUCAUGAACGUCAAUAGCUUCAUUUAAAUCAAAAUCAUACAACGUCCUGAUAAUUUUGAACGAAACUGCCACUGUCCUCGCUCAUAUUUAAGGUACAUUGUCACAGAAAACGUGAGCUGUCUCUCCUUCACUCCCCUCUGCUUUCUCUUUUCUUUUUUCUCUCUCUUUUCACUUAUGUUUCAAAAUGCCUUGAACCAUAUGACAAUAAAUUUGGCGUUAUAACCUGAGAUCAAUAGGAAUUUCUCUCACACUACUUUUGUGCGAUACUACAAGCUAAUGCAAGUCAUAUUUCGCUUUCUUCCUUUGUCUAGUUUUUCUGUGAGGAUGGUGAAUACAGUGCUAUGGGAACAUUAGUAUUCAGCACACCGGAGGAGUCAAUUAAAAACCUCUUCCAUUUACCCGAAGGUACGCCGGAAUAGCCAACGGGGUCGCUUCGUGCUAGCUGGGAUUUUUAACCUUUGAUGUUGUAUUUGAAACAUAUUUGUAUUUUUUUUUCAAACUCCCAAGGUCAGAUUUCAAAGAGUGUCAUUAUUUAAGCGGGAUGUAUCGAAGCCAUACUUUAAAUUUUAAUUUUAAGAAUAUUUUUGCGGGUUCUAGCCUAUACUUGUGUUUGUUUCUACUGUUUCAUUGCGCUGUUUUUCAAAUCUCUUAAUUCUUGGAUCUUUGAUUAGACAUUGUAAAGUUAAAACGGCUUUUGCAGGCUGAAAAGACGUUCGGAUUUUCCAGCAUUAGAUUUUCUCUUACCUAGUUUCGUUAUGCCUUGAGGUGACUGUAUUCUCAUAUUUUUUAAUACUUCCAUAUUAGGUUCGUACCAUGUGACUACACUAGCUGGUUUCGCCCCAGUCUACUUCCUGUUAGCCACUUGGACCUACGGCUUGUUUGUUCCCAGUGGUCUUUUUGUGCCAUGUAUCUUAACCGGGGCGGCCUGGGGACGGCUGUUUGGGGUAGCCUUGAGGACAUGGUUUCCUAAAGGAACCUGGGGAGAACCUGGAAGUUAUGCCUUGAUUGGAGCGGCUGCAACACUUGGUAAGCUGUAAAGUAUUGCACAAACACUUGACAAACGGAACCAAAGUAGACUGUUUGUCUUAUGUAACUCUAAAAAUAUGUUCGCUAUUUAACGUCCUCGUGAAUGUAGUCCGGAAUAGGACUGUUGUUGACAGUGACUGACGUUUUGACAACCUGUGCGGUAGUCACCUUCACAGUCAAACUGAACUAUAUCGCGUCAGUUGAUAGUAUGGUUAUAGACCUGAUUAGCCAGUAAGUCGCGAUGUGAUUGGUUUUCUGUCAAUUAAGCCGAAAUGUUAUUGGCUAUGAAGGCUCUAGAUGUGAUUUAUGCGUUUGUAUCCUCGUUUUGCCAAAGUUACAAUUGCCGUUUAUUUUUAAGUCAAAUUGUUGGUUGUCCAUUCAUUCUAUCGUUAUCAGUUUUGCCGACUUGAGUCCGUUUGUAAGGGACGGUAAAUGCUGACUUCGAUUCAGUGGCGUUUGUCUUAAGUUAGUGAGCCAGCUUUAGUUAGUGAGUCGUUGAUAGUAGCCUGUAAAAUUAGUAAUGCAUGUCGCAGAGUCCCAGUCGAUUUGAUGUUUCGCCCGGUCUGUAAAUGGUGUUCAGCAAUGUGAUUGUUGACAUCCAUAAUUUUUUGUCGCUCGUUCUUGUUCAGUCGCUCGUUUGUGUUCCAUUUGUGUUAAGCAUUCAGCCGUUAUUGUUGAGUAAGAAGUUGUUCUCCCGGCUGUUCAUGCACGGUAAUCUAUAAUGCCACUCUGCAUGCCACUGGGGAAGUCUUCUAACAUGCCUCUAAACGUUUCGUCCGAACUUCGUGCGCUGUAUUUUCUACGAGUAUACUCCACGCUGUGUAUUAGAUCACAAGGUGGUCGGGACUGAAGCCAGUCGAAAUCUCUUUCCAAACCAAUGUAAAAAAAAAUGCAUUGGUAGUGUAUAGCCACAGUAGUACCAAAUUUUUUCCGUAAGGCAUACACAAAACCUUUCUUGCUUGCGCCUUACGGAAAACAGCCUCUCCUCUAUUGACUACAGGUCAAGAAGCGUGUUUUGUUGUAAGCUGCCUAACGGUUUUUUGCUCUUUUCUCGCUCUCCUUGCAGGUGGUGUUGUCCGAAUGACAAUCAGUCUCACUGUUAUUUUGAUGGAAGCGACUGGAAACAUCAGCUUUGGCAUUCCUAUAAUGCUUGUCCUUAUGAUCGCCAAAUGGGUCGGAGAUUUCUUUAACGAGGUGAGAAUUUGAGCAUGUGCAUUUACAACAACAACGAAACAUUUGUAUCUUCAGUUUUCCCCCAAUUUAGCAAGCAGGAUGUUUUUUUUUUUUCAAUUCUUCAUUUCUUUUCACACUUCUGCUUCACGGAAGUCUUGGGUGUGCGUUGAUAGUGCUUAUGAAAUCCAAUUUGUCGUUUGUCCUUGAAACGGCACACCUGUGACAGUCUUUCGAAGGAAAAUGAAGCGUUGGGGGGGGGAGAUUCAGUGCGUGAGGGAAAAGGAAAGGAAGUUCCCCGGGUAUUCCCCGUCCCUCUUCCACUUCAAACUGCUGUCACCCAGGCUAUGAAAAAACCGACUUGUCGUCCCCAAGUGGACAAUAGGUUAUUCACUGGUAUCUUAGCAUCCAUUUAUCUUGACUCCUUAUCCUUUGGCCUAGCCUGUUCCGGACGUUCAGAUAAUAGAGAGCGAACUUAAAUGGGGCGCGAAGAAAAUGAAAACGAGGGAAGGGAAAGAGAGGAAAGAGAGUCCUACAGGCGUUCCCACGACGCUCUUCCUAGUCCUCCCUCUGCUUUUCCUUGCUUUCUUUACCCCGCGCCACUCCCUACUAUCUGAACGCUUGAAACAGGCUACCUUAGGCCUUUCUUUGUAUCCCAUUUCUCUUUUUCCCUUCGGCGAGAUCCGUUCCAGUUGUUACGAGGGCUUUUUCCCUUCUUUUCGUUUCGACCACCUCUAAACAAGGUUUCAAAUGUGAAUUAUUUACUUACUCUCCUCAGGGUUUAUAUGAUAUCCAUGUCAAGCUACAAGGUGUUCCGUUACUCGGCUGGGAGGCUCCUGUAAUGGCUGUUGGAAUGAAUGCUAGGUAAUCCUACAGCACUAAUUUGUUACUGGCCCCUUGCUCGCACACCGGAUUUCGAAUGAAAUCCAUCAUUCACUUUCCAAACGUCCUGGCGACUUUUAUGAGGGAUACUUUGAACUUUAGGUCAUAAAAUCGGAGCCAAGAUCUGGAACACGCUUCCGCUGGCCCUGAGGAGCGAGCAUGAUUUAAAUAAGUUUGUUUUGGUGUGGCCUAAAAAGGCACUUUAGAUCCAAGCCAAAUUGAGCCUCCAGUACUUUCUCUUUACUUAGUUGUUCCAUUUUUUUUUUAUCUGUUAUUGUUUUUUGUGUUGUUUUUUCUCUUCAUCAGGGCUCCAUUCAAACCAGCCUCGCUGAACUGGGCACCCCUGACUAAAUAUUGUUCAAAAUAAAAAAAAAAUCAGGAAAAAAAGCAAAUUAACCCCACAUAAAUACAGCUUAACGUUUUUCGACGACAUGGGAAGGACAUUUUUAGCUUAAAAAAUUAAACGAAAACACAGUUGUAGAUUGGUGUUCUGCACAUGAAAUACCUUAUCAAGACUCUGUUUGGAAAAGCACACUCUGUCAGUUGAUAUCGAGGCGAAAACAUCACGGCAGAAGCAUGAUAAUUCUCAUUUAGUAGAUAACGAGUCGUUUGAAUCAAAGGUAAACCCAAUCAAGCACAUGCCAAAAGUUUCCAGUCACUGAAUGUAAUCCUUUGUUGCCAAAAUAAAAUUUAAGGAGAAGUGAUAAGUUUCUCUGGGCCUAAUACUAAAACACUAAAAAGCGAGGUUUUGUUAGAAUGGUCACGGAAUAGGAUUUCCACAGACAAAAGCGUUAGACCUUCAUUACCAGUAACCGCGGUCCAUUGUUUGUGGGAAGUACUUCUGAAGUACCCUUUUGAUUUUGGUAUUUUCUCUUUCUUGUCUUUCAGUAAGUUCUCGUUUUGACUUAUGUUUAUUCGCAAUUUUUGUUUGUUCAUUUUUUCAGUGAUAUUAUGAGUAGACAAGUUGUUUGUUUUAACACAGUGGAGAAGGUAAGUACCUUGUGUGUGUUUAUUGUCUCAUUCAUCGAUAUUUGUUUCAUUGCUUUAUUUUCACGUCUAGUGCUGUGGUGCAGAAUCGGAUGUGGGGAGUAUCAACCCCUGGGGAUCCCCUGAGGGGCACUUAGGGGAAAUUUGGGUAGAGGUGUACCGCCGAGGCGAAAAAUGUCGUUUUUUUCCCUACCCUGUUCAAGACAAGAGACCAACAAGAGACCUCAUUCAGUGACCCUGAUUCAUGUUGCUUCGCAUACAGAAUCAAGUAACUUUUAAAAAAGGCAGCAUUAAAUUAGUUUUUUUAAGGGGGGGAUGGUGGGGAAGUGUAGGUACCACACAUGUAGACGGUUCGUCACCGUCUUUACACUCUUUGUUGCAACAAUGUUAACGCUGGGGUGCACUGAAAAUAGUCGUUACGAUACUCGUCCUGUGUGACAUCGCUUUGCGAAACUAUUCACCCUACAAUUAGUGGAAUUGAGUCUUGAGUCGUGAGUUUGCUUACAAAAAUCAGUAUCAGCGAUCGCUGAUGUGUGCAAUUUUGAAUGUGUGUGCAGACAGACGGACUAUCUUUGCGACUUUUGAGUGACUUUGAUUACUUGUAAUUACUGUAUUUACUGUCAGGUUGGUCGAAUAGUUGACGUGUUAAAGGAUAAACGCUCACACCACAACGGUUUUCCUGUUGUCGAUUGCCUUGACUCGAGUGACAAGGAGGUAAACUUUUUGUCCUGUGUUUGUGAUGUUAUGAAAUUGGCAGAAGUGGUAUGGUUUACGUGAAACUAACGUUGUCAUUUUUAGCGAUUCUUGACGCAAAAGCCCCCACCCCCCAAAACAGCUCCGCCCGAAAUAAACAUGAAUGUUGCUUUUUAAAGGUGUAAUGAAAAAGCUACAAAACAGCGGUCCCCAGCGUAGCGUUUUCGAUGUCAAUUACGGUAACAAUAAUUUCCUCGUUGAAUUUUUAAUCACGCCGAGGAUUACUUAACUUUGCUGUUUUCAGUUUGUAAAACUUCCGUGCCAUCAUACAAUAAACUGGGGAAAAAAAAAACUGGGGGUGGCUAGCCCUUCGGAUUUCACCAAGCCGUUCCUUAUCAGGAGGCCCGCUAGGUAUCUCCCAUUCGUUCCGGCUUUAGUAUGUGGGAUCAGAAAUCCCAGCUAGUGUAUGUGAAAGUCCGUAUUUAAAUGACUACGGAAGGCACAUCUUAUCCAUGUGGGAGCCAUUUAGUGUUUUUUCCUUUUUAUUCUUCAUCGCGAAGUCUAUUGAAGCGUGAAAUUCACGGCGUAUCGAUAAAUCAAUAACUCUUAACUGCAAUUCGACUAUUGUCAGCGGCAUAAGUCAAUUACUUACUUUUGAAUUACGGUUUCUGCCAUUACGCAUGCGCAUUGUGUCAAAAAGUUUCGGCAAACUCGACCAUUUAAUCCAAGCUUUGCAUACAGGAGCAAAUAUAUUAAAAACGUUGUAGAAAGCCAAAGACAAAUUGAAACAUUUUUGAUUGUGCAAUUUUUUUUUUUUUUGAGGUUAAAAUAAAAUGCCAAAUUGGGUCUUUAAAAAAAGAAGACAGCAAAACACUAAUUUUAACAUCAAGUUAAGUCAGGAGCCCAUGUCCUGGUUAAGUUAACUGUUGUUCUGAAUUCAGUUCCUCGCAAACACUGAACGUCAGUAAUGCAAAAUGCAGUCGGAGACCUCUCUAAUAACAUAAAUUCAAGCCGUGGCCAUGUCUUGCAGGGAGUGGAUAAAAAGAUAUUUACAUGUACAUUAACCGUCUUUAAUUACGUGGCUUGCAGCGUACCCAUUAAACAGACGGUCUUUCUUUGUAACAUUUUAGGAUAGUGGAAGUGCUAGCAGUAAAGCAACAUUUGGGACAUAUCGUGGCUUAAUCUUAAGAUCACAGCUUAUUAUUCUUCUUAAAUCAAAGGUGAGGUUUAAAAUUUGUUCUUGUUACCGUCGUUAUGGUUCUUUCGUCUUAAAAAUUCCUGACCACAAUUAAAGAUUGCCGUAGGCACAGAACACAGCCCUUUCUCAGCGGCGCGUCGAGGUUUAUAUCAAGUACAGGGUAUCGCUCUAUCACAUAUUUGUAUGCAUUUUUUAUUGCUUUCAUUCUAGAAGAGAGCGGUACGUUCGAAAUUUUUGCUCCGUUAUUCCGCAGGUUACGUGAACGCACCCGGAACUUAUUAGAAUGCUUGACUGCGCAAAUUACAUUACCUUUCUAGUCAUUCUAAGCAAUGACCGCGAUUUUCCAACUUCUGACAACCACUUCGUCUAAAGUUUUCUUAUGUUGUCUUGGCUUCUGUUUUUUCUACAGACGUUCGCGGAAGGCAACCCACCGAGGUGUAAAAAUAAAUUAACCCUGAGAGACUUUAGGGAUGCUUACCCACGAUUUCCGCCUAUUCGGGUACGUAUAGCCCACGUCCUAACCCCAAUUCCAGCGCUCUGACUGCUCGACCACGCUACCUACCUCACUUAGCAAUAGAGUUUAGUGAAUGUGUUUUUGCUUUUACUCUAGAACGUUAGUAUAUCUCAGAAGGAAAGAGAAUGUUAUAUGGACCUGAGGCCUUAUUUAAACCCAUGUCCUUACACAUUAUAUGCGGUAAGUUAUGAUUUAUUUUUCCUUAGGCGACCAAAUUAAAAAAAGUGUUCGAAAUUCCACACUGAAAUUAUUUUAGCACGGUAGGAUCUUCGGCAUGCCUAGUUAUACCAUUUGUUUUUUGUCCUGAGACUCUUCCAUAAGUUAACGUCGCAAACAAAACUAAAAGAAACUACGUGUUCUUUAUUUGGCUUGUCAUUUUUCUUGGGGACAGGUUCUGCGAACACCUCAGAUCUGUCUCAAAGAAAGCUGACCUACCCGUUGCUAAACAUUUUUCCUCCCCCGGUCACACAACAGAUGAUAUGAUGGUAGCUGUUGUUCGAGCGGGUCUUCACAACACCAGGGACAGACGUAGAGCGGAGGGCCACCUAAUUUUUAAAUGCAAAACUCUACAGCCGCGCGGCAUAAACAUUGACUUCAAUUUUAUUUGAGCGAACUCUUCCAGCGCGCGCUUCAAAUGUUGCCACAUUUGAAUAAAAUGACGCGCGUUCAGUGUAACGGCAUCUUCCACUGAUGAAGGGACAGUAGUCCCGAAACGUCUGGAUUUUCAAACAUUUUAGCGCUAAGAACACAAAGACAAAUUUUAAUUGUCAUUUCUCUAGCCUGGGACCAGAUUAACUCUUCAUCUGUCAUUGCGACAAAUCUACAUUAUGGACAAUUCUUAUUGUUACAAAGCUACCAUAGUUCCAGCCUGCUAGAAGAACCUUUCUUUCACUUGCUCGAUUUUGUCGUACUUGAGAAAGACUGUGCAUGAAUCGAGCAAGAUUUUUGUUGAGCAUUUGCGGCAUUUUCAGCCUAGGAUAUAGUUGCGAACCCAGGCCUAAUAGCCUUGCGCUUGCUACAGCGGGCUCGGUUAGGGCCAUCGGUUUAUCAAUCAAUGGAUGCUCGCACUCGAAAAAACCAGUUUUACGAGAGAGGGCAAGGUUGACUAAUCCAGAAGUUUGAGCUUCGGUGAACUCGAAGGUUUGCUUGGCGUGAUUCAAGAAAAGCAUCCUUUCCUCCUCCUCAAUCAAGAAGGCAAAGGAGGCUGUACUCCCACUUUGCCAAAGUUCGUGCACUUACCGCCUCCAGAAUAUUUUUAGAACGGGAACCUCUCUAUAACGAACAUUUUGCUUUGUCCUAAAGAGUUUCAUUCAAUCCCUGCCUUCACAAUACGCACACCUCCACGAAACGAGGCACAACCUCUCAGAUACGGAAAAUUUGUUAGAUGAUACUAAAAGUCAUACAGUCCCUACCGUUUUGAUAAAGACAGGAAAGGUGGGUUCGUGAUAAAGAAAAUUCAUAGGUGCCUUGGGUAGGCCUUUCACAGUAAUUUUUAGGUAUUUAUUAUAACUCCAAAAAUGGAGUAAAGAUUUUAGGUACAGGAUAACCCCUUUUAUGGGGUUACUUUAACUCCUAUUUUAACUCCAAAUUUGGGGUCACUUUUACUCCUGAAGAAGGGGUUAAUUUUACUCCUUACAUGGUUUGUUUUAUAACUCUUUUUGGAGUUACUUUAACUCUGAAAGUGGAGUAAAAAUUUUAGGUACAGGAUAACUCCUUUUUGGGGGUUAUUUUAACUCCUCAAUAUCUGGGUGAUUUUUGCUCCCCAAAAAGAGCUCUUUAAAACCUUUUUUGAAGUUAAAAUAACUCCCCCAAAAAAUAACUCCAUUGGUAAGGAGUUAAAUUAACCCCACUAGAGGAGUUAAUAUAACUCCUUGAAAAUUUGUUUGAUUGUUUGUUUCUUCAGAAUGCUUCUCUGUCACGAGCGUUUAGAUUAUUCAGGGCCUUGGGACUAAGGCACAUAGUGGUGAUAGAUGAAAACAACAAGGUGGGUGGUCUGCCUUUGGGAACUAAACUGUGGUUCCGUUUAGUUUGUUUUCUGGUCGUAAGAAGGUUUCUAUUUUAUGGUGCUUCAAACUGGUACAAUAGAACCCGGUUAAUACGGACAACUCCAAGGGGGCAGUUUCCCUAUUAUCCGGUUCUCCGUAUUCAUGUAGUAGACAAAGAGGAAAAAGGUUCGAUUCCUAGGUGGAAACAAUGAUUGUAGGAAAAAGCCAAGGAAAACUUGUUAGCAGGAGACAGAACACUUUAUUAAAAGGCUUCAAUACAAGGGUCAAACUGGAGAAGAAAGACGGACUUAUCAAAAUCAAACAUGUCGUGCUAUUUUGCUGCUGUUUUUUUUUUUACAGUAAAAAAAUCGUAUUAAACCAUAGAAAUCUGUCAUUAUUUGAACAGUGGUCAAUCUCUACAAUUAGCAUAUGAUUGUGACUAGGAAAAUAGAAAGUGCGUGGGAAACCAGUGUCCGUCGGUAAAGCGGGGUUGACGAUAUAUAAGAGUUUGUGACCUGGGACACAGGAAAUUGUCCGUGGUUCGUAUUAACCGGUGUCCGUAUUAAGUGGGUGUCCGUAGAGCGGGAUUCCACUGUAUGAUGAUCUGAUGCGCUUGUGUCCUGUGAUAGGUUGUUGGAAUAGUAACAAGGAAAGAUAUCGCUCGUUAUCGAAUGUGGAGUCAUCGCGGUCAGAUUGGCUUAGAGGAAGUACACGUCUUGGAAACAAACACCGUACAACAUUUUUAA